This is a messenger RNA of Ciona intestinalis (vase tunicate), 2107 nucleotides long. Lineage: Eukaryota; Metazoa; Chordata; Ascidiacea; Phlebobranchia; Cionidae. The record is from RefSeq.
GUUUGGUGUUUUUCAUUUUUUGUUGAUAAUUUGAAAAUUUGAAAAAUCUGAUAUGUGGAAAAGGAACACAAGGGCGUCUGUGACGUCAUGGUCGUCAUUAUUAACUCUAUUUUCAAUCUCGUUUAUGUUUCUUGCACCACGAACAAUGGCGGGGUGUGGGGUUAAUUUUGAUAAGAUGAGGAAGCGCAGGAUCGAGGCUGUGCGAGGCCAGAUAUUAAGCAAGCUUGGCCUUACAGAACUCCCCAGCGCCGCCGCAACGCCGCGCGACGUUCCUAGGGAGGUCGAGGCUUUGUACAACCGCACGCGGGACUUUGUGCUCGAGCAAGCCCGCCAACAGAGGCAAGAAUGUCUCGAUCCUGAGGAGACCUACUACGCAGAAGAUGUAUUGACCGUGUAUAUGAAGAACGUACAACCACAGUCGGCGCUCCAACCAGAUCGCUACAAGGGUUACAAACUAUCAAGGGGACUUUCGGAGUUUUACGACUUCGAUCUCACAGCAACACAAGUCAACCCAGACUCAAUAGUGUCGGCAACAUUGCGAUUAUAUCAAGUACAGAACCCUGGUAGUAGGGGGGAAAGGAACCAGGUUGAACUGUAUCAACUACAACCUCCAGAAAAGGAAGGGUUGACGCCUGUCAAGAGGUUUCUCGAUAUGAAACUAAUGGACACGGGUGUGGAAGCAUGGCAGUCGUUUGACGUAACUUCAACUGUGAGAGAAUGGGUUCAAUUCCCUCACUUAAACGACGGUCUUGAACUCACGAUACCGUGUCUCGACGAAGACAACUUUUCAGGGACCCAAAAACGACGAAGUUUGGGACCCAGGAAAACCUUGGAUGUCAUUAUAGCUGGCCCGGGUGGGACUCGAACCAUGAGCAGUCGAGGUGACCAGGACCCCGAAAACUUCACCCCGGACCUUGGGAGGGAGUUUUAUCCCCACCUAGUGAUCAUGGUGAGGACCCCUGCUAACCAGGGGAGCUCUCGUACCACCACCAGCAGCCGCAGGAGGCGCAAGAGAGCAUUAGAUGCGGAUUACUGCUUCAACCGAAAUCCGUCAGAGACAAAUUGUUGUUUGAGGGAAUUAUACAUUGAUUUCCGCAGAGAUUUGGAAUGGAAUUGGGUGCGAGCACCUGUUGGUUACAAAGCUAACUUUUGCGCUGGUGCUUGUCCGUAUUUAUGGAGUAUGGACACCCAACAUGCUACUAUACUUGGUCUGUAUAAAAGUAUGAACCCGCACGCUUCUUCAGCACCCUGCUGUACACCCAAAGAACUGGACCCUCUUAUAUUGAUGUAUUAUGCCAACAAUGAGUUUAAAUUCACGAAAAUGUCGGACAUGGUUCUCCUAUCUUGCAAAUGCAGCUGAAUACGCAGUACUGCCGGUUUAAAAAUGCUGCCAGACACCUAUCUACUUCAGGGUUACUAUUUUAUGUAAGCGGAAGAUUAUCUGGCAACACUAUAGAAAUUUGAAAACAACAAUCUAUUGUGCCGCAACAAUCUGCAUUGAAUUAAAUUAUGACGUCAACAAUGUGUUCCUUGCCCACCGCAGUGCGUCACAAAGGACUGUUUAUUUAUAAAUUUUCAUUUUUUCUUUCUUUUUCCUCUGUACAAAAGAUUACGUCACACACGCUUACUGCGUGUUCAAGGACUUUUAUAAUUUCCUCAUUGCCAGCAAUUAAAAUUUGCUUAGAAAUGCUGUUUCUGGUUAAAAACUACUAAAUACACAACACAUAACAGCAUAUACAACAUAUUCGUUAUAUCAAGUGAGUUUUGUUAACUACAACGUAAAAUAUACAGGAGCGUUCUAUUCAUUUUUUAUGCUACUCGUUCAAAUGUGUCUCAAACCGCUUUUACUGUGAUAACAACAAUAACAUAAUCAUUUUUAAAUUUCGGCAAAUCGUCGUAAAAUCUGGCAACGAAAAUUUCUCUUUGUUUUUGUUGUUGUCGAUAUAUAAUGUUACUGUUGAUUUACCAUUAUGUUCUGAUUUCCCAUAAGUUGUGUCGUAAGCGAUAUAAACGACGAACAUUCCAAAGACAUGAUUAAACUUUAUCCAAUUUUUAACUUAAACUCUUAUUAUGUUGCAGUUGUAUUAAAAAUACACAAUUGCCUCUC